ACCAUCAACAAGAUAAGCAAAAGUUUAGCCGGACCGUCAGUUCAAUUCGAUGAUUUCAGAGAGAGGGAUGGGGCCCACAGCAGGGAGGCUGAGUUUCACUGUUGUCUUCUUCAUUAUUCUGCUGUCAGGAUGCUAUCGAUGGGUUGAGGCCCAGCACUGUGUUUGGUAUGGUGAGUGUGACGAGUCUGAAAAGGUUCCUGGCAAAAAAUACAACUGUAACUACACCGGUCCCCCUGUUCCACUAAACCCUGAGGGCUAUGAGCUUCUAACGGAGCUCUGUCCUGGGUAUAACUAUGGAAACCGAAGUCUCUGCUGCAAUGAGACCCAGCUGCACACACUCAAAGGGAGUCUCCAGCUGCCCCUUCAGUUCUUGUCUCGGUGUCCUUCAUGUUUCUACAAUCUGAUGAACCUGUUCUGUGAGCUGACAUGCAGUCCACAUCAGAGUCAGUUUAUGAAUGCCACCAAGUUUAAGGGGAAGAAUGUAGUAGAAGUGGAGUACUAUAUCGGAAAGACAUUUGCUAAUGCUAUGUACAAUGCUUGUCAGGAUGUGCAGGCACCUUCUAGCAAUGUGAAAGCCUUAUCGCUUCUAUGUGGCAAGGAUGCUCAAGAAUGCAAUGCAACCAACUGGAUCCAAUACAUGUUCAGUAUUGACAAUGGCCAGGCUCCAUUUCCUAUCAUCCCUGUGUUCUCUGAUGUGGAAGUUUCCGGUUACACGCCCAUGAACAACAAAACGUAUGCCUGUACAGAAGGCUUAGAAGAUGGUUCAGGUCCAUGCUCCUGUCAGGACUGCGCAGCAGCCUGCGGCCCCAAACCCGUCCCCCCUCCUUUGCCCCCUCCCUGGACAAUCCUUGGCAUGGAUGCCAUGUCGGUCAUCAUGUGGAUCGCCUACAUGGCCUUCCUGCUCAUCUUUGCAGGAGUUUUAGUCGGGGCUUGGUGUUUCAGGAAAAGGACCAUCACAUCAGAGUACGGCCCCAUUUUGGACAGCAACAACCCGCUUUCCCUCAAUAGUGAUAAUCAUAACCAAGAAAAUGCAUCGUGCUGUGAAACGCUGGGCGAACGCUUUGAGAAUCUCUUGCGAACUUUCUUCAGCUGCUGGGGUUCUUUCUGUGUCCGUCAUCCAUCCGUGGUCCUGCUGGGCAGCUUCGUAUUAGUGACCGCUUGCAGUGGAGGCUUGGUCUACAUGCGCAUCACCACCGACCCCGUUGAGCUUUGGUCGUCGCCCGCCAGCCAGGCUCACCAGGAGAAGAGCUAUUUCGAUGAGCACUUUGGACCGUUCUUCAGAACAACGCAGCUCAUUAUAACUACUCCCAUCAAUGAUACUUAUAUCUACUCCCCGUAUUUUGGAGGGUCAGAUGUCCCGUUUAAAGCCAUCCUGUUCAAAGACAUCCUUCACCAGGUGCUAGACCUGCAACUUGAAAUCGAAAACCUGGUAGCUGAACACGACGGCAAAAACAUCACGUUGAAGGACAUCUGCUUGGCUCCUCUGGCGCCGUACAACAACAACUGCACCAUCCUGAGUGUUCUCAACUACUUUCAGAACAGCCACGCGGUGCUGGACCACAGCAAAGGAGAUGAGUUUUUUGUGUACGCGGACUAUCACAGCCACUUCCUCUACUGCGUCAGUGCUCCAGCAUCACUCAACGACACCACUGUUCUUCAUGAUCCCUGCUUAGGAACGUUUGGUGGCCCAGUCUUCCCUUGGCUGGCACUCGGAGGUUAUGACGAGACAAACUACAACAAUGCCACAGCUCUUGUGAUCACCUUCCCGCUUAACAACUACCUGAACGACUCGGUCAAGAUGGGCCAAGCUCUUGCCUGGGAAAAAGAGUUCAUCAAGUUUAUGAAGAACUUCAACAAUCCCAAUCUGACCAUAGCCUUCAGUGCAGAGAGGAGCGUUGAAGACGAGAUCGACAGAGAGAGCAACAGUGACAUCAGCACCAUCGUGAUCAGCUACGCCAUCAUGUUCAUCUACAUCUCCUUGGCUUUGGGCCACAUCCACAGUUUCAGAAGGCUGCUGGUGGACUCGAAGAUAUCUCUAGGUAUAGCUGGCAUCCUGAUUGUGCUCAGCUCUGUGUCUUCAUCUCUGGGGAUCUUCAGCUAUGCGGGUGUCCCACUUACACUCAUCGUGAUCGAGGUCAUUCCCUUCCUUGUUCUGGCUGUUGGGGUCGACAACAUCUUCAUUGUUGUGCAGACUUUCCAGAGAGAUGAGCGGAUGCCUCAGGAAGAGCUUCACCAUCAAAUCGGCCGUAUUCUUGGAGAAAUAGCUCCCAGCAUGUUUCUCUCUUCCUUCUCAGAGACUGUGGCCUUUUUCCUGGGUGGCUUGUCCAACAUGCCGGCUGUUAGGACUUUCUCUCUGUUUGCUGGCUUAGCUGUUUUCAUUGAUUUCCUGUUGCAGAUCAGUUGCUUUGUCAGCUUGCUUGGCUUGGAUGCCAAAAGACAGGAGGGGAAUCGACUUGACAUCUGCUGCUGCGUGAAACUGCCAGAACGUCAGGAAAUAAAGACAGAAGGCUUCCUCUUCCGCUUUUUCAAGAAAGUCUAUGCUCCAUUCAUUCUUAAAGAGUGGGUUCGACCGAUCAUUGUGGCGGUGUUUGUGGGUAUGCUGUCCUUCAGUAUUGCGGUUGUCAAUAAAGUGGAAAUUGGACUAGACCAGAAGUUAUCUAUGCCUGAUGACUCGUAUGUUCUGGAUUACUUCAAGAACCUGAGCGAGUACCUCCACACCGGAGCUCCGGUAUACUUUGUAGUGGAGGAUGGACUCAACUACAGUAGCCCAGAGGGCCAAAAUUCUGUGUGUGGAGGAGUGGGAUGUAACAACAACUCUUUGGUGCAGCAGAUCUAUUCAGCCUCAAUUAUCAGCAAUUACACAACCAUUGCCUACACACCAUCGUCUUGGCUGGAUGAUUACUUUGAUUGGGUGAAGCCUCAAUCAACCUGCUGUCGCUUCUACAACAACACUGGAGCUUUCUGCAAUGCCUCAGUUGUGAACUCGUCCUGUGUAUCCUGUCGGCCCAUGACUCAGAGUGGAAAGCAGAGACCCGAAGGCGAAGACUUCAUGCGCUUUCUGCCCAUGUUCUUGUCCGACAAUCCUAACCCCAAAUGUGGAAAAGGCGGACAUGCAGCUUAUGCCACAGCAGUCGAUCUGUAUCCCAACAACAUGGGUGUCGGAGCAACUUACUUCAUGACAUACCACACCAUCCUAAAGGAGUCUCCAGACUUCAUAGAUGCUUUGAAAAUGGCCCGAAACCUGGCCAACAAUAUCAGUCAGUCCAUGGAUCACAAAGUCUUUGCCUACAGCGUCUUCUACGUGUUUUACGAGCAGUACCUCACCAUUGCCUAUGACACGGCUCUGAAUUUGUGCGUGUCGCUGGGGGCCAUAUUUGUGGUCACUACAGUGCUGCUGGGCUUCGAGCUGUUUUCGGCGCUGAUGGUCAGCAUCACCAUCGCCAUGAUUCUGGUCAACAUGUUUGGCGUCAUGUGGCUGUGGGACAUCAGCCUCAACGCGGUGUCUCUAGUGAACCUGGUUAUGAGCUGUGGAAUCUCCGUGGAGUUCUGCAGUCACAUUGUGCGAGCGUUUUCCGUCAGCAUGAAGACGAACAGAGUGGAGCGGGCGGAGGAAGCCUUGGCUCAUAUGGGCAGCUCCGUGUUCAGUGGGAUCACAUUAACAAAGUUUGGAGGGAUUUUAAUCUUGGCGUUGUCCAAGUCGCAGAUCUUCCAGGUCUUCUACUUCAGGAUGUACUUGGCCAUCGUGUUGCUCGGGGCAACGCACGGCCUCAUCUUCCUCCCAGUUCUUCUAAGCUAUAUAGGUCCGUCGGCGAACAAAGCGAAGGUGUUUGCUGCGAACCAGCGCCUCGCCGGCACAGAAAGGGAGCCCCUCAUCAAACAUUAGCCGGCUUGUUAAGACGGCGAACAACGAACUAAUUAACUAACUACCUGUAAGGGAUUUCUUCGAGGGUGUGAGCUCGAGCUGCUUCUGCAACCACUGACACACUCUUCAUCAUCCCAGCUACUAUGCGUGGAUCUAACUCAGGAAUGAUAUCAGAAAUGAGGAACGUUGAAAGCCAAGUCCAAAAGUACAAGUAGAUUUCUUCUCUUCUUAGAGGACAUAAGACAUAAAAACAGCUGCCCUCCUCUUCUGCUUUGUCACCAUAAUCAUCAUCAUCAUCAUCUUCGACCUUCUCACACUACAGGCCAAGGCUUUAGCAUCUGCAGAUGGAACAAAACACCAAGGAACAGACACUUUGAUGGAGAGGAGCAGGUAGACCCUCCACCUGCUGACAUUGAGAUGAGCGAUUUGUUUUGAGAAGGUACAAAAGGGGGAAAAACUGGUCAGUUUUUAUAAAGAUGUCCAGACCAGAUCAAUCAUAUGUGAAAUGUUUCUUUUCUGCCAUGAAAAUGUUGAGUAUUUGUACAACUGAUUGAUAUUAUAAGACAUUUAUCAAAUGGACUAGUAACAGUAGUGACUCUCCCUGCAAUACCUGGAAAACUCGUCUCCUUGCUUUGUCAUGACGCAGGUCAGCUUUUUCCUCAGCAUCUAGUAGCAAUCAAACAGUGACGCUUUUAGACACAUCGACAUCUAUGUCAGAUUGGUGAUGCACAAAAUAUCUCCACUGAUGAGGAUAAAUUCUUUUAAAUGCAUACUUGUUUGUUUUUUUUUUAUUUAAACAUCAGAUAAUCGGGACGACAAACAACCAAAAACAAUUUCCAGGUACAUGCAGCCGGUCCCGUACAUGCUGCUUCACAUCUUCCUUCCCACGUGUUUCUCGAUUUUUAUUUAUUUCAAACAUGGUGUGGCGUUUACAAUAUCCAACAACAAAUUUCACUUUAAAUUGUACUGACAUUGUCUUUUUUUCUGACGACUAUGUAGGACUGAAUGGUUCUGAUUGGUGUGUAUCUGAUUUGCUUUGUGGUUACCGAACAAAACAUUUGUAGCAUUAUAAAUGAUAGAGGAUAAAAAUAUACAUAUGUAAUUGGAGAAAGCUAACAGGACUAACUAAAAUUUGUUCUAUGGUCAUUGCAGUUACUGCAGUUUUGAGAUUUGCUUUUAAACUAUUGUUUUAACUAUUAGCGUUGCUUUUCUGUAUAUUAUUUUGAACCUAUUCUAGCAUACAGUUAGAGGUCUUAAACAAACCAGUGUUUUCAGAUAAUUUAAGCAUAAUGUAACCAAUCAGAGCUUUACAUUUAUAUUCCCCACCUUUACCUCAACAUGUCUUGUCAUUGUAGCUAUUUGUGUUCUGCUAGAACAGUAAAUCAUUCCUUGUUUUUAUUACUUAGUAUAGAUAUAGUAAUAAUUUGCAUAGUAAGAGAAAAAGCUGCACCUGAAUGUGCAAAGGACAAAAAAAAUAAAUACAUUUUGGUAUGGUGGUUGUGUGUUGUUGAAUCCCGACAUUGGAAAAAAAAAACAGAUGAAGUGAAACAUGGGAUACUUUAGUUUUUAACCAUUUUUAACAUUUAUUAAACUACUCAACAACAA
Molecule: messenger RNA, 5467 nt
Organism: Xiphophorus maculatus (southern platyfish)
Lineage: Eukaryota; Metazoa; Chordata; Actinopteri; Cyprinodontiformes; Poeciliidae
Gene: npc1
Product: NPC intracellular cholesterol transporter 1
Exons: 25
Coding region: 50-3883 (1277 amino acids)
Cellular component (GO): membrane
Molecular function (GO): lipid carrier activity
Source: RefSeq, a predicted model, not a curated record